This is a messenger RNA of Cyclocybe aegerita, 2721 nucleotides long. Lineage: Eukaryota; Fungi; Basidiomycota; Agaricomycetes; Agaricales; Hemipholiotaceae. The record is from the annotation of a GenBank genome assembly.
AUGGACAGCUUGAAGGAAGGAAGCGACAACUCUCCUGUUACGGCGGGCACGAGCACAAUAACGGCCCCAUCUAGUUCAUCUUCAUCAGUUAGGACAAUUAUUGAACGCAAUCUUUUCAAUAGCGAGAAUGAGAAAGUCGUUCUGAAGGAUUUCUUCAUAGAGCACUCUUUUGACGACGGGGGUCGGCAUGUCCCUGAAACACUCUCGCUCUCCGUCUUUGGGCUUGAAGACGAUGAGGAUGAGGACGCUGCACGGACGGAGAAGAUCUCUGCUGCUCUGUGGAAGUACGAUCGUGUCAUCCAACUGCACCCAGAUAUUGGCGAUCUUACGUUUGUUGCUCAGUCAGAAGAAGUUGGCGAUCUGGGCUUUUUAUUUCUUACUAGAGACGAUAUGUUGGCAUUUCUGACCGUAGGAUAUGACCUCAAGCUGGAUCGCAGUUUCGCAAUGGAGGAUGGUGUUCAUGGGACCCUGAAAAUGUCUUUCAGCAUAGCGACCGUCUCGGAUUUCCUGUCAAGCUUCACAACCCAAGAGCUGUCGGAAAUGCAAACGAACUCUUUCAGUUUUUCUGAGCAACCCGCAUCAUUGAAUGCCUUGGGCAAUCGCUUAAUGCAACAAUUUGCAACGAGCAACAACAUUCAUGACAUCGGCCAAGCUUUCUCUGCUUACCACAGGGCCGUGCAGCUGACAGAGCCUGACAAUACACGCUACGCUGAGUAUGUUUGCGAUGCUGCAUCUGCGUUGUUCAGGCGGUUCGGGUUGACGGCGAAUCAAUCCGACAUUGACCAAGCUAUUUCGAUGAUGGACGUUGGAGUUGCUUGCACCCCCAAGAGUGAUGUUAAUUUCCCUGGAAGGCUCAUUAACUUGGGAAGUUUGUACCGCACUCGCUUUGAACACGAGGGUGACCCCAGAGACAUCGAACGAGGGGUCGAGUAUCAGCGGAAAGGAGUCGAAGCUCAUCCCCAGAACCAUCCUGCAUGGCUUAGUGGACUCGCACAUUCGUAUCGGAUGUCCUUCGAGUGCACCGGCCGCUCGGAAGAUGCUGAAAAGGCAAUCUUAUACCAUCAGAUAGCCCUCCAACGCACUCCGAAGGGGAGUCCGGAUUUCGCGUUACGGCUCAGCGACCUCGGAACAUCCUUUCGGAUUCGUUUUCAACACACUAAAGGCCGUCAAGACAUUGAAAGUGCCAUAUGUAAUCAGCAGAUGGCGAUUCAAUGCGCCGCAGACAGCAAUUUUGUUCAACCUCGACUAUUCAAUAACCUUGGAAAUACGUUUCAGUCCCGCUUUGAAGUCGCCCAAGACAUGUCGGACAUCGAUAGCGCCCUUGCAAAUCACCGCAAAGCAGCCAAAUUACUUCCGGAUGACAACACCGACCUGCCCACUUUUCUCAAUAACCUUGGGACAUCAUUGCUCAUGCGAUUCGAACGUCACGGAGAUAUCGAAGAUGUAGAGAAUUCCAUCUCACAUCUGGAGCGGGCCGUCGAGCGAACUCAGGAACGCCACCCCAGCCGGCCCGGACUACUGACCAACCUGGGAAACUCAUUUUUGUCGCAAUUUCGACACACCGGCAAUCUUCAACACUUGGACAAUGCUAUCGCGCAUCACGACAGGGCGGUGCAACUCGCCCCCUCCAAACACGCCAACUUACCUGGACUGCUCCGUAACCUUGGAAGAUCACUUGCGACUCGUUAUGCAUCCACCGGAGAUCCUAAGGACAUCAGCAAUGCAAUCUCAUAUCAAGAGAGAGCAGUCGCACUCACCCCUGAGGGGCACACAAGCUCACUGAACCAACUAUCUGACCUUGGGAACCGCUAUCUUACACCAACAGCAAGCACACUGCUUGCCAAUCUUGCUUCGUCCUUUUCUGCCCGCUUCUGGCGCACUGAAGAUCUUGACGACAUUAAAAACGCCAUCUUUCAUCAACAACAGGCUGUCAAGCUCACACCCGCUGACCAUGCCAAUUUCCCCAUGCUCCUCAACAACCUUGGGAAUGCCUUCUUGACUCGCUUCAAAUGGAUGGGAGACACCACGGACCUCGAACACGCUAUCUCAAAUCAUCAAAUGGCAGUCCAGCUCAUUCCCAACACUCAUGUCGAACUGCCUGACGCUGACGGUGCGAUCUCAAACCAACGGAUGGCCGUCCAGAUGACUGCCGAAGGGCACGCUGAACGUGCCAUACGACUCUACAACCUCGCGACUUCAUUGCACUCUCGUUUCGAUGUGACAAAGGAUCCAGAGGAUCUGAGAGAAGCAAUUGACAUGGCUUGUAUGGCAGCCAAAGAACGGUCUGGACAUCCGAACAUACGCCUUGCCGCCGCUCGAAGUUGGGCUGAAUUGUGCCAGCAGGCUGACCGUUCGUCAGAGUCGAUGGAAGCUUUUCAAGCCGCUCUUGGCCUCCUGUCCCAGGUAGUUGGUCUAGAACAAACAAUAUCCAGGCGUCACAAGAACCUCGUUGAAGUAUCCGAUUUGACUGCGUCUGCAACUGCUGCUGCCGUCGAAAACAAGGAGGUUGUAACUGCCCUUGGUUGGCUCGAACAAGGUCGAUGCCUCGUCUGGAAUCAGAUCAACCAGCUGCGUACGCCUGUGGACAUCUUGCGUGCUUACGACCCAACCCUCGCCGACCGCGUCCUGCAUGUGGCGCGUGCCCUAGAAGCGUCCGGAUACCGACAUCAACAACAGUAUUUGGAGGCAAUCACACACGAAACGAUCGCAAUCCAAGAUUAA